AUGCAAGGUGACGAAGAUAACAAUAUCAACACUCCACGGCAUCAUCAGCCCUCGCCAGGUCUUGAGAUAUUGAACGUCGGCAUCCGCACGAAAGAGUGGGGCUUCAACCCACGAGCUGGAGCUGGUCGGCCGGUGAUUACACACUGGGCAGCUUUAUGA
This is a messenger RNA of Colletotrichum destructivum, 159 nucleotides long. RefSeq lists its product as uncharacterized. The transcript has a single exon. Lineage: Eukaryota; Fungi; Ascomycota; Sordariomycetes; Glomerellales; Glomerellaceae. The record is from RefSeq and is a predicted model, not a curated record. The coding region runs from base 1 to 159 and encodes 52 amino acids.